CCGGAAUAUUUUCUCCUUCAACCGACAAACCCCCCACGCUCUGUCAUUUGCUUAAACCCUAAGCUUACUCCCCUAUAAAAACCCUAAUUUUUGCAAUCAAAUCGAUCAACACAGUACCGCGUAAUCACAUACAGCAUAACCAAAUUUCAAAACAAGCCAUGGCAUCCCAUAAGCAGAAACAUUCUCUCUACCCUGAAGUCAUUCAGUCCAACCCAGAAUCAACUUCUCCAUUUCUCUCAAACCCUAAUCAAAACCCAUCUUCUUCAUCAUUAUACCCUUCUGUUGACAUCGAACAUCUCGCAGAAAAUCUCUUCCCAGACACCCAGGACGAAGUUGACCAACAAAACCCUAGUCUUAGGCAGUCUGGUCAGCCAAUGGCUUUCGAAUCAUCCGAAGAAGUUCUUAUCAAAAUCCCAGGAGCCAUAGUCCACCUCAUCGACAGACAACAAAGCAUCCAACUCGCAAGCGGUGAUUUCGCGAUCGUUUGUCUCCGGCAAAACGGCAACGUCGUGGCGGUUCUCGCCCGUGUCGGAGACGAAAUUCAGUGGCCGUUGGCGAAAGACGAGGCUGCCGUAAAACUCGACGAGUCCCAUUAUUUCUUUUCUCUUCGCGUCCCCUCCGAGACCAAGCCUGAUGUUGAUGAUAGGGUGAGUAAUAGUGUCACCAUCGAGUCUGAGAACUUGGUGAAUUAUGGAUUGACAAUUGCGUCCAAGGGUCAAGACAGCUUGUUAAAGAAAUUGGAUGGGAUUUUGGAGAAAUAUAGUGCCUUUUCGGUACAGAAGGUGUCAGAGGCGGUGGAUGGGAAUAUGAUAGUGGCGAAGGGGGUAUCGCCGGCGGAGAUGGUUAACAAGAGGGAGGACAUGGAGCGGAAUUCGGUGGCGUAUUGGACGACGUUGGCACCGAAUGUGGAGGAUUACAGUGGUUCUGUUGCGAGGAUGAUUGCGGCCGGAUCGGGGCAGGUGAUCAAGGGGAUUUUGUGGUGUGGGGAUGUAACUGUGGAUAGGUUGAGGUGGGGGAAUGAGUUCUUGAAGAAGAGGAUUGGACAGGGUUCGAAUUCGAAUGUCAGUCCUGAGGCAUUGAAGAGGAUGAAAAGGGUUAAGAUGAUGACAAAGAUGUCGGAGAAAGUGGCAACUGGAAUUCUCUCGGGGGUUGUUAAAGUCUCUGGAUUCUUCACAAGUCCAAUUGUGAACUCCCAAGUCGGCCAGAAGUUCUUCAGCCUUCUCCCUGGGGAAAUAGUUCUUGCUUCCCUGGAAGGAUUUAACAAGGUUUUUGAUGCUGUUGAACUAGCUGGAGGGAAUGUCAUGUCAACGUCUUCGGUUGUGACCACUGGACUUGUUUCACAGAGGUAUGGGGAACAAGCAGCAGAGGUGACACACGAUGGGUUUGGUGCUGCAGGGCAUGCCAUAGGGACUGCUUGGGCCGUCUUCAAGAUAAGAAAGGCGCUCAAUCCAAAGACUCUUAUUAAACCUACAACUCUUGCAAAAGCUGCUGUUAAAGCAAAUUCUGCUAAAUUAAAGGCUAAACAGAAGAAAUGAUCGCACAAGUCGGCCAUUGUUUAAAAUGUUUCGAGGGGAAAAAAAACUUACGGAUGCUUCAUCCAUAGUAUAUGUAAAUGUUCGGUCUUGCUUCGUCUGAAUUUCAAUGGAAUUCCACUUUCAAUCCUAGAUUGCCUAAGCUAGUUAUUAUAUGGUGCAAAUUAAGCAGUUGGGAAAAGAUUUCAUAUUAUUUGAGGGGAACAUGAAACUGAUAAAAUGGAAGUAUCGUCUUCAUAUUCUACAAGCUGUAUUGAAAGUUAUUAGAAUGUACCAAAAGAACAGGGUUCUUAGAAUUGGAAUCCCUUUGAUCUGCAUAAAAACGUAGACUUUCAUCCGACCAAAAUAUUAUUUGUACUGGUAAUGUAUAGAAGAAGAGUGGCGUGAAGCUAAUUUUGAGUUUUAUAAUAAUAGUACAUUGAAAAGGAUGAAUAAUAUUUCUCGGAAGACUGGUGUUCUUCGGUGGCUGCAGUUGUUACUGAUGUAGAACUGACGUGCAUGGUUUUUCUUAAAUAUUAAACACGUACUCUUAUGGUUGGUGAUCUGCCUCUCUGCAGUGGCUUCCGUCAAUAAGAAGUUUUGAAGGGCUUGUAAGUCUUGAGAUCCAGUACAACACCAGCCACAGAACCGACAGCCGCCGCAAUGGAGAUAAACAGGCAAACCAUGCUUAGAAUCUGAAGUCCAAGCCACCGGCUUGUCCAUCGUCCGAUCUUCUUCUGAGCAAUAUACAUCUCUGUAGGGAAGUACACUGUAAGUGGCCAAAAUCCAAAGGCUCCAAGGAUCCCAACAACGUCGUUGAAGAAAGGCAUGAGCAUGGCUAUGAGAGUUGUCAGAGCCACAAAAAUGGUCCUCCACACUAAACGGAAGAAAUUUAUUUGGUAAACGCCACAGAAUGGGAUUGGUAUGUCAUAUUCUGCAGUCACAAAGUCACUCUUUGACCACCUCUUUGCACUCCAUUUCUCCACGAAUGCAAACAAGGGCUGGCAAUAGA
Ilex paraguariensis (yerba mate) is the source of this 2523-nucleotide messenger RNA. NCBI's taxonomy places the organism in Eukaryota, Viridiplantae, Streptophyta, Magnoliopsida, Aquifoliales, Aquifoliaceae. The record is from the annotation of a GenBank genome assembly.